Molecule: messenger RNA, 3899 nt
Organism: Gadus chalcogrammus (walleye pollock)
Lineage: Eukaryota; Metazoa; Chordata; Actinopteri; Gadiformes; Gadidae
Gene: gfpt1
Product: glutamine--fructose-6-phosphate transaminase 1
Exons: 19
Coding region: 93-2150 (685 amino acids)
Biological process (GO): UDP-N-acetylglucosamine metabolic process; protein N-linked glycosylation; carbohydrate derivative biosynthetic process
Molecular function (GO): carbohydrate derivative binding; L-glutamine:D-fructose-6-phosphate transaminase (isomerizing) activity
Source: RefSeq, a predicted model, not a curated record
CACUGACAGUAUGGGAGGCGGGAUGUUUCUUGAGCAGCGUUAUUAGAUGCGGAACUGAGAGAGCAGCAGUAACUAACAACGCCAGAGGAGUCAUGUGUGGAAUCUUUGCUUAUCUUAACUACCACGUGCCGCGGACACGGCGGGAGAUCCUGGAGAUCCUGCUCAAAGGCCUUCACCGUCUGGAGUACCGGGGUUAUGACUCAGCUGGUGUGGGGAUCGACGGCGGUAACGAGAAGGACUGGGAGUCCACCGGCCGCUCCAUCCAGCUCAUCAAGCAGCGGGGGAAGGUGCAGGCUCUGGACGAGGAGAUCAACAGGAUCACAGAGCAGCAGGGCAUUGACAUGGACGUGGAGUUCGACGUCCACCUGGGCAUCGCUCACACCCGCUGGGCCACCCACGGCGCCCCCAGCCCGGUCAACAGCCACCCGCACCGCUCUGACAAGAACAACGAGUUCAUCGUCAUUCACAACGGCAUCAUCACCAACUACAAGGACCUGCGGAAAUUCCUGGAGAGCAAAGACUACGAGUUUGAGUCGGAGACCGACACGGAGACCAUCGCCAAGCUGGUGAAGUACAUGUACGACAACCGUGAGAACGACGAGCUGAGCUUCACCACGCUGGUGGAGAGAGUGACCCAGCAGCUGGAAGGAGCCUUUGUCCUGGUGUUCAAGAGCGUCCAUUACCCUGGAGAGGCGGUCGGGACCAGGAGGGGAGGGCCUCUUUUGAUUGGUGUGAAAUGCGACCACAAACUUUCUACAGAUCACAUCCCCAUCCUCUACCGCUCUACUGGCAAGGACAAGAAGGGCUGCACGGCCCUGCCCCGCGUGGACCAGGACACCUCUCUGUUCCCCACGGACGAGAAGGCCGUGGAGUACUACUUUGCUUCUGACGCAAGCGCGGUCAUCGAGCACACCAACCGGGUGAUCUUCCUGGAGGACGAUGACGUGGCGGCGGUGAACGAGGGGCGGCUGUCCAUCCACCGCAUCAAGCGCACCGCGGGGGACCACCCGGCCCGCGCCAUCCAGACCCUGCAGAUGGAGCUGCAGCAGAUCAUGAAGGGAAACUACCGUGCGUUCAUGCAGAAGGAGAUCUUCGAACAGCCAGAGUCCGUGUUCAACACCAUGCGAGGCAGGGUCAACUUUGAUGACAACACAGUGAUGCUGGGGGGGCUGAAGGACCAUAUCAAAGAGAUCCAGAGGUGUCGACGGCUGAUACUCAUCGCCUGUGGGACCAGCUACCACGCGGGCGUGGCGACCCGUCAGGUACUGGAGGAGCUCACGGAGCUGCCCGUCAUGGUGGAGCUGUCCAGCGACUUCCUUGACAGGAACACGCCCGUGUUCCGAGACGACGUGUGCUUCUUCAUCAGCCAAUCGGGGGAGACGGCGGACAGCCUGAUGGCGCUGCGAUACUGCAAGGAGAGGGGGGCUCUGACGGUGGGCAUCACCAACACCGUGGGCAGCUCCAUCUCCAGGGAGACGGACUGCGGCGUGCACAUCAACGCCGGCCCCGAGAUCGGCGUGGCCAGCACCAAGGCCUACACCAGUCAGUUCGUGGCGCUGAUCAUGUUCGCCCUGCUGAUGUGUGACGACCGCAUCUCCAUGCAGCCCCGGAGGCGUGAGAUCAUCCAGGGCCUGAGAGUCCUGCCGGAUCUGAUCAAGGAGGUGCUGAGUCUGGACGAUGAGAUCCAGAAUCUGGCGGAGGAGCUCUACCAGCAGAAGAGCGUGCUGAUCAUGGGACGGGGCUACCACUACGCUACCUGCCUGGAGGGGGCGCUGAAAAUCAAGGAGAUCACGUACAUGCACUCGGAGGGCAUCUUGGCCGGGGAGCUGAAGCACGGCCCGCUGGCCCUGGUGGACAAGCUGAUGCCCGUCAUCAUGAUCAUCAUGAGGGACCACACUUACGUCAAGUGUCAGAACGCCCUGCAGCAGGUGGUCGCCCGCCAGGGCCGGCCCAUCGUGAUCUGUGACCGAGACGACCAGGAGACCAUCAACAACUCAAGCCGCACCAUCAAGGUUCCGCACUGUGUGGACUGCCUGCAGGGGGUCCUCAGCGUCAUCCCCCUGCAGCUGCUGUCCUUCCACCUGGCCGUUCUGCGCGGCUACGACGUGGACUGCCCCAGGAACCUGGCCAAGUCUGUGACGGUCGAGUGAAGUCCUUCUCAGAGCAGCCCUGGUGGACACUCGUCUCAAAGUUGACCCCAGAGAGAGGGCGUCCACUGUCAUCUGUUUUAUAUGUUCUGGUUGAUCUGAUAUUCCAAAAAAUCCUCAAACUUCUUUUCUUUUUUUCACAUUUGUAAUGUUUAUCAGUUUGAAGAUAAGCUGGAUUUGGGCUGCACCUUGCAAUAGGUAAUUUAGUUCCUCUUCCUUAGUGUGUAAACCUUUUGAGCAACUCAACCUAAAAGCUCGGGCUGGGAGGCGGUCAUUUUGGAUCAGUCACCACUUUACUCAAAGCUUGUGGAUGAACCAAAUGUCCAACUUUAUUUGAGCUGGUAAUUUAUACUUUGACUUUUUUCUUGUCUAACUGCGUUUUGCUGACUGGGUAAGGGUUGAGGACAUUUGAAGGAUGAUCCUACUUAAGUUACUGCUUUUCUUUUCCUUUUUUAGUGCAAUCAUUAAGAGUGUUUCGGAAGUGUCAAAAUAGUGAAGUCUGACGGUGCGUUCAAAGGAAGAGCAAAGCAAAUAUUAUACUUUUGCGAAUAUUAUCGAGAGAAAUUCGCACUAGUUUCAAUAUUUCAACUCGAGUGAAUGAGGCGAAUUCAAGACAGUAGAAUUUGAGCAGCCGGCGAAAACUUUGCAUCUAUUCCCGUAUCUGCAAUGACUUUUUAUUGUCCCUGCUUCGCUUUUGGUGUGAACGCAUUUUAAGACAAUCCUUAUUAGGUCCAAAGAAAAGGCUUCCAAUCUAAUUUAGCGCUGUUACUUUGACUACAGGGACUUUUAAGCACAUGUUAAUAGAAAAGAGGCAUCAACUUGAUCCACUGUGGGGCUUUUAUCCACGGUCACAAGUUGACUGUUCAAAAAAGAUUAUAAAAAAUAAAGUAUAAAAGAGAGCAGCUUUUAGCUGAACACACGGUUGUGGGUGUACAGCUCCCCCGGUGUUCUUCACAUAAUGAACUUCUCCAGCCGUUGAAGGAUUGACCUGUGACCUCUGGGAUGCAGCUCAACAUCUUUAAUGUUUGUGAUCGUUUAAUUCUCCUGUGUCGUAGUUCUGUAGUGAACCUUUUAACAGACAUUCGAGGGGUGGAUGAACUGAUUCAUGAACUCGUACUUUUACUGUUUUCUCUAGGUUGGUUUACGGUCCAACCGAAGCCAGGGGUGUUAGUUUUAAUCGGAUGAAGUUACUCAGGCGUGAUGCAGCCCACACCGUGCCACCGAGUCAACAUUGGGACCAUCGUACUGUCUUUAUGUUCUCCUUCAUGCUUACUGAUUUUACAUGAUUGUUACCGUUUGAAAUGUGAAUGUCAUUUGAGAAACCCUGUCAAACCAAAUAAUUUGUUUUACAGUAGCAUUGACAGAAGUAAACCAAACGUAUGCUUUUCUAUAUAUCGUAUACAUGUAUAUCUAUGUCUUUGAACCUAGUACAAAUGAACGUCUGGGAACUUAUUGAGUUGCCUUCUAUUGGUUUUCUACGUAUUUGCUUUGACCAACUUGGGAGUAGGCUAGGAUGUUCUGCAAUCAGGCGUUUACUUUUAUCUGGGCAUUGUUUUAACAUUAGCUUGUUUUGAGCCAGUGGAAGGAUUGUAAAGUAACUGGACUCGGUUAUCCCAGGAUCUUCCUCUGACCUCAGAUUAGGGCCUACGUGGGUCUGAAUGAAGCGUAAUCAGCAGCUAUGUGCUCGGUUUCACUGGAUGGGAAUGGGUUAACUAUUAGCAAAGACUGAUGCAAUAAAGUGUCAAGUACUUA